AAAUAAAACAAAGGAAGCAAAAAAAAAAAAAAAAUACCAGCAAAACUCCGAUCGCCGUCGUGGCCCGCGCGGCACAAAUGACUGCGCCCCUCGGCGAGACGUCCCUCAAGACGCUCCUGUCAACGCUCACCCCCGUCCUCGACCCGGAGACGUACGUCUUCGUGACGCUGCCCUCGGGGGCGGAACCGCCGCCACUCGCCGACGUCCGGCUCCUCUUCCGCGAGCGCGAGGGCCUCACGCUCGUCACGACGCUCGCGACGGCGACGGCGCGCGGGAUGGAGCACGCCUUCCGGUCGAGGAUGAUCACGCUCGACGUGCACUCGAGCCUCGAGGCCGUCGGCUUCAUGGCCGUUGUCGCGGCGAGGCUGGCGGCGAGGGGCAUGGGCGUCAACCCCGUGAGCGGGUUCUUCCACGACCACCUGUUCGUGCCGGAGGGGAGGGAGGCGGAGGCGGUGGAGGAGUUGGAGCAGCUUGCUCUGGAGCACGGAUGCCGAGGGUCGAUUUAG
Molecule: messenger RNA, 506 nt
Organism: Colletotrichum navitas
Lineage: Eukaryota; Fungi; Ascomycota; Sordariomycetes; Glomerellales; Glomerellaceae
Product: ACT domain-containing protein
Exons: 1
Coding region: 78-506 (142 amino acids)
Source: RefSeq, a predicted model, not a curated record